Molecule: messenger RNA, 795 nt
Organism: Micromonas pusilla CCMP1545
Lineage: Eukaryota; Viridiplantae; Chlorophyta; Mamiellophyceae; Mamiellales; Mamiellaceae
Product: zinc permease family
Exons: 2
Biological process (GO): zinc ion transmembrane transport
Cellular component (GO): membrane
Molecular function (GO): zinc ion transmembrane transporter activity
Source: RefSeq, a predicted model, not a curated record
GGCAACGUCGGCCUCGCCUUCGGGCUCGUCAUCGCCGCGGGCAUGUGCACGACCAUCGGCAGCGCCUUCGUGUUUUGCACGUCGUACGCCAACACGAAAGUCCUCGCCGGCGCGCUCGGCGUCAGCGCGGGGGUCAUGAUCUACGUCUCGUUCGUGGAGAUUUUCGCCACGAAAGCGAUCGAGGGGUUCGAGACGAGCUACCCGAACGACGCGGACAAGCUCGCGACGCUGUGCUUCUUCUGCGGCGCGGGGCUGACCUACCUCCUCGACGGACUCGUGCACAAGAUCGGGAUGUGGCAAAAGAAUCGGUCCAAUCUGAAAAAGGCGCCGGCGGAGCACCUGAAGAACAUGGGGUUCAUGACCGCGCUCACGAUCGGUUUGCAUAACUUUCCGGAAGGCCUCGCGACGUUCGUCGCCGCGCUCGCGGACACGAAGCUCGGGAUCGCGCUCGCGUUGGCGAUCGCGAUACACAACAUCCCCGAGGGCGUGUGCGUCGCGAUGCCGGUGUAUUACGCGACGGGCUCGAAGUUGCGAGGGUUCUGGUGGUCGUUCGUCAGCGGCCUGAGCGAGCCCUUCGGCGGGCUGUGCGGGUUCCUCGUGCUCUACAGCGCCGUCAUGAGCGACAGCGCGUACGGCGCGCUGUUUGGGAUCGUCGGCGGGAUGAUGGUGUACAUCUCGCUGAAGGAGCUCCUCCCCACGGCGCUCAAGUACGACCCGCACGACAAAUACGUCACCAACUGCACGUUCAUCGGGAUGGCGGUGAUGGCCGCGUCGUUGAUCAUGUUCACGCUGUGA